AUGGAUCAGAAACUACAUAUUAGUAGAGCACAAGCGAAAAAACGUACAAAUGAUAAGAAAGAAAAAGAAGUAGAAUCGACACUCAAUUGGCAACAAGUCACUGAUAAAAUUAAUUACUGGAGAGCUGUUCUUCAUCGAGUUGUUGAAGUAAUUAAAUUUAUCGGUACAAAAGGUUUAUCAUUCAGGGAUGAUAAUGAACAACUUAACAAAAUUWGCAAUGGAAAUUUUUUGGGAACACUAAAGUUACUUGCUAAAUUUGACCCUUUUAUUGCUCAAUAUAUAGAAAAGUAUGGGAACAGAGGAAAAAGAACUCCGUCUUAUUUGUCAUCCACAUUCUAUGAAGAACUUUUACUUUUGAUGAAGAUUGAUAUAAUUAAAAUUAUAAUAAAAKAAUUAAAAACAGCUAAGUAUUAUUCUUUAAUCAUUGAUUCUACACCUGAUAUAGCAAACGUCGAUCAACUUGUUAUUGCAUUAAGAUAUGUUUUACCUAGUGGUGUACCUGCAGAAAGAUUUUUAAUAUUCAUUCCAAACAGUGGUCAUAAAUCUGAAUAA
This is a messenger RNA of Diuraphis noxia (Russian wheat aphid), 552 nucleotides long. RefSeq lists its product as uncharacterized. The record is from RefSeq and is a predicted model, not a curated record. NCBI's taxonomy places the organism in Eukaryota, Metazoa, Arthropoda, Insecta, Hemiptera, Aphididae.